AUGCACGCACGCUCGGUGUCGACCGCUGCCCAGAGCGGGGCAUUUUCCAUUCCAGAAGAGCCCAUAUCUGUGCGUCACGCCGACGCGCAAACCGCGCUAGCCGCGGCGGACCGCAUGCGCACAGAGUCCGCACAGCAGCAACCACAAGUUGCGGCGCACGCCGCCGAACGCAAUGUGCGGCGUAUGCGCCGCAACAUGCUUGACACUAUGUCUGGCAUGGCCAGCACACAGACGCGCGAGGGCGCAUUCCGGCCGUAUAAGCUGCGCACGCAACCCCUCGAGCCGUAUCAGCUCACGCUCUCGCACCUCCUCGCCGCCACGGCGCAGCUCGGCAACGCGCGCACGCAUGUGCAGAAAAAUUUUCAGCCGUACCUCUACGGCAUGCGCCACGAGAUGGCGAUUAUUGACGUGGAGCGCGCGACGCUUCCGGCGCUGCGGCGCGCGGUGCAGGUUGUGCGUGGUGUCGCCGAGCACGACGGUGUCAUUCUCAUUCUCGGCACACGCUCCGGCCUUCAGCCCGCGAUCCGCGCCGCGUGCGCGCGACUCGGCGCCAACGGCUUCCAUGUAAGCACCGACCGUUGGGUGCCCGGUGUGCUGACGAAUGCGCCCAAGCUCCUUGCGCCGGCGAUCCAACACAGUGCCUCGCGCACUGGCCGCGACGGCGAUGAAGCGCCCAACACGACCAAGCUUGCCUCGCAGCUGUACCAGCCAGAUCUGGUCAUUGUGCUCAACGUCUCUGAGAAUGCACACGCCCUGCGCGAAGCGACGCAGUGCAAUAUUCCCACCAUGGCCAUUGUCGACACCAACGUCGAUCCACGCGCGGUGACCUACGCGAUCCCUGCCAACGGCGACUCGGUCCGUGUCGCAGAGCUCGUUGUCGGUGUCCUUAGCAAAGCCGGCGAGGACGGACUGCGCCGCCGCCACGACCGUGUCGAGGCGUGGGACAAGCGCGAGCGCAGCCUCCGUCGCCGCGCCCAAAAAAGCGCGCCGUAG
Messenger RNA from Malassezia vespertilionis, 993 nucleotides. RefSeq lists its product as uncharacterized. The coding region runs from base 1 to 993 and encodes 330 amino acids. Gene Ontology annotation, molecular function: structural constituent of ribosome. Lineage: Eukaryota; Fungi; Basidiomycota; Malasseziomycetes; Malasseziales; Malasseziaceae. Gene Ontology annotation, biological process: translation. The transcript has a single exon. Gene Ontology annotation, cellular component: ribosome; mitochondrial small ribosomal subunit. The record is from RefSeq and is a predicted model, not a curated record.